Setaria italica (foxtail millet) is the source of this 2298-nucleotide messenger RNA. Its product is annotated as cysteine-rich receptor-like protein kinase 15. Bases 1 to 2079 code for a protein of 692 amino acids. Gene Ontology annotation, biological process: protein phosphorylation. NCBI's taxonomy places the organism in Eukaryota, Viridiplantae, Streptophyta, Magnoliopsida, Poales, Poaceae. The transcript is spliced from 7 exons. Gene Ontology annotation, molecular function: protein kinase activity; ATP binding. The record is from RefSeq and is a predicted model, not a curated record.
AUGCUCCUCCUCUUCCUCCUCCUUGUCGUGGCAACAUCAUCAACGUCACCCGUGACCGGAGUUGAGGAGGCGCUGCCGGUGGUGAAUCCCAUCUCCUGCUUAUGCAACUCGACGACCAGCGCUGCGCGCACCUACCUGCCCAGCAGCAGAUUUGCGGCCAACCUCGCAAGAGCCUCUCUUUCUGUCCCGGCGAACGCUUCGGCGUCCGGCGGCUUCUUCAAGGGAUCCAUAGGUGCCGCUCCGGACACGCUCUACGCCCUCGCGCUAUGCCGCGGAGACAUCCCACCGGCAGACUGCGCGUCGUCGUGCCUCGAAGCGGCGUUCCAGUACCCGCAGGUCCUGUGCAACCGCAGCAGGGACGUGACCUUGUACUACGACCAGUGCCAGAUCCGGUUCUCCGACCAGGACUUCCUCGCCGGCGCCGGGAACGAACCGGAGACGGCAGCGACGAACAUGGACAACAUCAGCGUGCCCGUCUUCCCCGGGUGGGACCCCGGGAAUGGGGACAGCGUCUCCUUCAUUCGUCACCGGCACCGUGUAUACGUUGCUGCGCGAGACGGCCAAGCGGGCGGCGUACAACUCGUCGGGGAGGUUCGCCACCACUCGCAUGGUGGCUGGCGGCACCUUCCCGACGCUCUACUCCCUGACGCAGUGCACGCCGGACUUUCCCCCGAUGCUUGCUUCGGCUGCCUCGAGGACAUCAUCCAGCAGUCUUUCAAGUGGUUUGAUGGGAGGCAAGUAGGGCGGAUCCAAGGGGUGCGCUGCGUUAUCAGGUACGAGACGGACGCAUUCUUCGUUGUUGACGAGCACACGCGCUACAUCGGGCCCACCAAGUCAACCUCAACGUCGUCGCCACUAGCAGAAAGCACGGGAAAUGGAAGCAGAAGCAAGAUUAUGCUCAGUAUUAUUGCAACAGUAGUUGCUUUGCUGAUGCUUCUAUUAUGUUCUAUCAUUGGCUUUGGUUGGAUCAGGGCACAUAGAAAAGGAAAAGUGCUCUUGCAAGACAAUUCAGUGGUGAAUUUGCAAGAAGAAGAAGCAUUUGUUUGGACGGUGGAAGGAAACAUCAGUUCAGAGUUCUCGUUGUUUGACGUUGCACAAAUACAGGAGGCUACAAGCAACUUCUCUGAUGACAACAAACUUGGUCAAGGUGGCUUUGGGCCAGUUUACAAGGGGAAAUUACCUAAUGGACAAGAGAUUGCGGUUAAGAAGCUUUCCACAAAUUCAGGACAAGGUUUCAUAGAGUUCAAAAAUGAAGUCCAACUUAUUGCCAAACUACAGCAUACAAAUCUGGUUAGACUUCUGGGAUGCUCCAGUCAAAGGGAAGAAAAACUGCUAGUCUAUGAGUAUUUGCCGAACAAAAGCUUGGACUCAUUUAUCUUCGAUAAAAAGGAGAAAAGGGCUCUACUUGAUUGGGAAAAACGCCAAGCCAUAAUCGAGGGAAUAGCACAUGGACUCCUUUAUCUGCAUAAGCAUUCCCGGUUGCGUGUAAUACAUAGAGAUCUAAAAGCAAGUAACAUUCUACUGGAUAAGAAUAUGAAUCCUAAAAUCUCAGAUUUUGGGUUGGCAAAAAUUUUCAGCUCAAACAACAGCGAAGGAAACACGAACAGAGUGGUGGGGACAUAUGGUUACAUGGCUCCUGAGUAUGCAUCCGAGGGUUUCUUUUCAAUCAAGUCCGAUGUGUUCAGUUUCGGUGUUCUACUCCUUGAGAUUGUGAGUGGAAAAAGGAACUCUGGUUUUCGUCUAAAUGGCGGUUUCCUCAAUCUCCUAGGAUAUGCCUGGGAGCUGUGGACAGAGGGAAAAUGGCAUGAGCUAGUAGACACGUCACUGGCCAUGGAGCAUUGCAAAUCAGAGUUGUUAAGGUGCAUUAAUAUUGCAUUAUUGUGUGUCCAAGAGAAUGCAGACGAUCGACCUGCCAUGUGGGAUGUUGCUACAAUGCUUAGUACAGAGGGUGUGCCGCUGCCUGAGCCAAAGCAUCCAGCAUACUACAAUGUAAGGGUGACAAAUACAGAGGCACUGGAUAUAGAUCUUGAGCUAUAUAGUAUCAACGAAGUGACCAUCACAGCCCAACAAGCCCGAUAGUCAUCUCUUUCAUUUCAUUGUUGAUGAUUUUGGUCCUGGAAGCCGUUGGAAAUUAGGAGAUUGUAUCUUGAAGGGUGAUUGUGAGUGUGUGAUCGAUGCUAAAAGAAAGCAACACCAUCGGAAUUAGGAACUCACAUGGAGCAUUGUGCAUAAGCCUUCUGACAUGGAUGAUUACUGUUCCACUUGAAAAUGUUGGUUUAUCAUUGUGUGCUAACUAAA